Molecule: messenger RNA, 393 nt
Organism: Knipowitschia caucasica
Lineage: Eukaryota; Metazoa; Chordata; Actinopteri; Gobiiformes; Gobiidae
Source: the annotation of a GenBank genome assembly
AUGUCGAGACAAGACCCCGGUCAGGCCCAGGGACCGGACCCGGGAAUGGACCAGGACACAGAGCAGAAGGGUUUCCGGCUGCUGGGCAUACUGGAUGUGCAGAGCGUCCCGUGUGCAAGGGAGUCCGUGCUGUACGGGGCAGGGGGCGGACUGGCCCUGGGUCUGCUGCACUUUUUAAGCACCAGUCGGGUCAGGAGGUCCUAUGACGUGGGCUUCGCGGGCUUCUUCAUCACCACACUGGGAUCCUGGUUUUACUGCCGGUUAAACAGUGCCAAACUGAGAGCCCAGGAGCGCGUCUUUAAGCAGGGAGUCCGCAACAAAGUGCUCUACCAGGGGACCAGCAUAGACCCUACCACAGAGCCCACCCAGAGGAGCCCCCCAUCCGCCUCCUGA